This is a messenger RNA of Penicillium subrubescens, 2158 nucleotides long. RefSeq names its product putative ABC transporter. Gene Ontology annotation, molecular function: ABC-type transporter activity; ATP binding; ATP hydrolysis activity. The record is from RefSeq and is a predicted model, not a curated record. The transcript is spliced from 8 exons. The coding region runs from base 95 to 2014 and encodes 639 amino acids. NCBI's taxonomy places the organism in Eukaryota, Fungi, Ascomycota, Eurotiomycetes, Eurotiales, Aspergillaceae. Gene Ontology annotation, cellular component: membrane.
ACGCGGGAAGGGGGAUGAUCUUUGAAAGUCAAUUCACCUUUGUAUAUCGCUAUUGUCGACCACGAUAUUACGAUCGCGACUGAAGCUGUGAAACAUGGGUGAACCCGCUUCUGCCUCUGGCAGUAACGACAAUGAGACGUCGACUCCGACUUUGGAUGUGGAGUGGGAUGCGGACAAUCGGUUUCUGAUGAACCAUUCGGUCAAGACCUUUUCCUGGACUGGUCUUACUGUUACUGUAAAGGAUCGCCAGACGAAAGAGGCCAGGGAUUUGAUCAAUGAUAUUAGCGGAGAUGUCCAGCAGGGCGAACUCGUGGCUUUAAUGGGACCUUCCGGCUGUGGUAAAACAACCCUGCUCAAUGUCCUUGCGAGACGGCCAGCUGCAUCGGGUGCCAAAGUGCUGGGUGACUGCUAUGUCAACGGCACCAAGGUAGACGUUGGAUCGUUCGGUCGCAUGACAUCCUAUGUCGAGCAGGAAGAUGCUCUCAUUGGAUCUUUGACUGUUCGUGAAACGCUCAAGUUUGCAGCAGAUCUCUCACUGCCCAUCUCGGUUACCAAGCGCCAACGCAUCGAUCGCAUCCGGACACUCUUGGAAGCCUUUGGUAUCCAGAACCAAGCCGGCACCCUGGUCGGAACCCCGAUUCGCAAGGGUAUCAGUGGUGGCCAGAAACGACGUGUCAGUGUAGCCAGCCAACUCAUCACCUGUCCCAAGAUCCUGUUCCUGGAUGAGCCGACCAGCGGCCUGGACUCGAAAGCCAGUUACGAGGUGAUGUUGUAUGCGAAGGAACUAGCACGGGCCAAUAAUAUCAUCAUCAUCGCCAGUAUCCACCAACCGUCGACGACAACCUUCCAGCUCUUCGACAAGCUUUUGCUCCUCUCUGGUGGAAAGACGUGUUAUUUCGGUUCAAUCGGCAAUGUCGACAGCUACUUUGGACAGAUCGGCCACCCGGUUCCUGCAUACACCAACCCAGCCGAGUUCCUGCUUGAUAUUGUCAGCUCGGACUUUGGCGGUGCCAGUGGACAAGCGCCCGAACGAGUCCAACAGAUUCAGUACGCCUGGUCGGUGUCUGGGGAGUCCACCGCUGUCAUGAACCAAGUAACCGAGCGCACACGCGAGUCAGAGAAACAAGCAGGAGCGCUGUCUGCGGAGGACAUGGCCCGUCCGGGCCCGGUCACGGUUACCGCUGCGCUGCUGCAUCGCUCGUUUAUCAAGAGUUACCGCGACGUCAUUGCCUACGGCAUUCGCAUUGUGAUGUAUCUUGGUCUUGCUAUUAUGAUGGGCACGGUAUGGCUGCGCCUACACCCGUCUCAGGACUAUAUUCAACCCUUCAUCAACGCCAUCUUCUUCGGAUCAGCUUUCAUGUCCUUCAUGGCCGUCGCCUACGUGCCGGCCUACAUUGAAGACCGGGCAACCUUUGUAAAGGAGCGUGCCAACGGCCUCUACGGAGCGACACCCUUUAUGGUCGCCAACUUCCUCAUCGGUCUCCCAUUCCUCUUCCUCAUCUCAAUGCUCUUCUCAAUCGUCUCAUACUGGCUGUCCAACUUUCGCCCCGACGGAUCCGCCUUCAUGAUCUGGGUAAUGUGGAUGUUCCUUGAUCUCGUCGCCGCCGAAAGUCUCGUCGUAUUCGUCACAUCUAUCUUCCCCAAUUUCGUCAUCUCGCUCGCCCUAGUUGCCUUCGCGAAUGGUCUAUGGAUGAGCGUGGGCGGAUUCCUGGUUACACCGACUAUCCUGAAUCCGUUCUGGAAAUAUGUCUUCCACUAUAUCGACUAUCAGGCAUACGUCUUCCAAGGAAUGAUGGUGAACGAAUUCUCCGAACGGAUUUACUCAUGUGGUGAUGGCUGCCAUUGCAUGUUUAACUCGGAUCUGGCAAGUCAGUGCCAGAUUCGUGGUACUGCUGUGCUUCAGCAGUAUGGGUAUGCGACUGGACGCACGGGUAAAUGGGUUGGCAUUCUUAUUGGCAUUAUUGCGGUGUAUCGGCUGUUCGGGUGGAUUGCGCUUCAUCUACGUCGGACUUGAUUCAUCGCUUGGUUGAGACCUAGAAAUGGUGGGUGAACUGGUUAAAAGCUGGACAUAAUUGAUAGAAUGAUGGAAGAUGGAACGAUACGUAUUUACUAUAAUUACUCUCGGUUGAUGAAGAUGAACUAUAUGAUCCACAUUGUG